GGGGGCCAGUCCGCGCCGAGGAGGAAGAGGAUGGCAGGACCCCGUCCCAGCUGCUGGAGCAGGCUGCUGCUGCUGGCUGUCCUGCUGGGCGCCAGCUUCCCUGAGGAAAUGGCGAACCGCUGCAAGAGGGCCCAGGUGAAGAGCUGCACCGAGUGCAUCCGCGUGGGCAGGGAAUGCGCCUACUGCACGGACGAGAUGUUCAAGGAGCGGCGCUGCAACACCCAGGCAGAGCUGCUGGCUUCCGGUUGCCGGUGGGAGAGCCUGGUGGUCAUGGAGAACAGCUUCGAGAUCACAGAGGACGCCCAGAUCAACACCAACCUGCAGCGCAGCCAGGUGUCGCCCCAGGGGCUACGAGUCCGGCUGCGGCCAGGCGAGGAGCAGCACUUUGAGAUGAAGGUGUUCGAGCCCGAGAAGAGCCCGAUGGACCUGUACAUCCUCAUGGACUUCUCCUACUCCAUGUCCGACGAUCUGGACAACCUCAAGCAGAUGGGGGAGAGACUGGCUCAGGUCCUGAAGACGCUCACUGAUGACUACACUAUCGGAUUUGGCAAGUUUGUGGACAAAGUCAGUGUCCCUCAGACAGACAUGAGGCCUGAGAAGCUAAAGGAGCCCUGGCCCAACAGCGACCCCCCCUUCUCCUUCAAGAAUGUCAUCAGCCUGACAAACAACUUGGACGAGUUUCGGGAUAAACUGCUAGGGGAGCGGAUCUCAGGCAACCUGGAUGCUCCUGAAGGAGGUUUUGAUGCCAUCCUGCAGGUGGCCGUGUGCACGAGGGACAUUGGCUGGCGCCCUGACAGCACGCACGUGCUAGUGUUCUCCACCGAGUCCGCUUUCCACUACGAGGCGGAUGGCGCCAACGUGCUGGCGGGCAUCCUGAGCCGCAACGACGAGGCAUGCCACCUGGACUCCUCGGGCACCUACACGCAGUACAAGACGCAGGACUACCCAUCCGUGCCCACCCUGGUGCGCCUGCUGGGCAAACACAACAUCAUCCCCAUCUUCGCUGUCACCAACUACUCCUACAGCUAUUAUGAGAAGCUGCACACGUACUUCCCUGUCUCCUCGCUGGGAGUGCUCCAGGAGGACUCCUCCAACAUCGUGGACUUGCUGCACGAAGCCUUCCAGCUCAUUCGUUCCAACCUGGACAUCCGGGCCCUGGAAAGCCCCCGAGGCCUGCGGACAGAGGUCACCUCUUCUAUGUUUCAGAAGACAGAUACUGGGUCCUUUCGCAUCACGCGGGGGAUACCGGGCACUUACCAGGUGCAGCUGCGGGCUAUGGAGGCGGUGGACGGGACCCACGUGUGCGAGCUGGGAGAGGAGGACCGGAAGGGCAUCAUCCAUCUGAAGCCCUCCUUCUCGGACGGCCUCUGGAUGGAUGCUGGCAUCAUCUGCGACGUGUGCCCGUGCGAGCUGCAAAAAGAGGAGCUUUCAGCUCGCUGCAACUACCAUGGAGACUUCAUGUGCGGGCACUGUGUGUGCAGCGAGGGCUGGAGCGGCAAGACCUGCAGCUGCUCCACGGGCUCACUGAGCGACAUAAAGCCUUGCCUGCGGGAGGGCGAGGACAAGCCGUGCUCCGGCCGUGGCGAGUGCCAGUGCGGCCACUGCAUCUGCUAUGGAGAAGGCCGCUACGAGGGUCCGUUCUGCGAGUAUGACAACUUCCAGUGUCCCCGUGCCUCCGGGGUCCUGUGUAACGACCGGGGACGCUGCUCCAUGGGCCAGUGCGCAUGUGAGCCCGGCUGGACAGGCUUGAGCUGUGACUGCCCUCUCAGCAAUGCCACCUGCAUUGACAGCAGUGGGGGCAUCUGUAACGGGCGUGGCUACUGCGAGUGUGGCCGCUGCCACUGCAACCAGCAGUCGCUCUACACGGACACCAUCUGUGAGAUCAACUACUCAGCGAUACGCCUGGGCCUCUGCGAGGACCUGCGCUCCUGUGUGCAGUGCCAAGCCUGGGGCACUGGUGAGAAGAAGGGCCGUAUGUGCGAGGAGUGCGGCUUCAAGGUCAAGAUGGUGGAUGAGCUCAAGACAGCAGAGGAGGUGGUGGAGCACUGCUCCUUCCGGGACGAAGAGGAUGACUGCACGUACAGCUACACGGUGGAGGGUGACGGCGCCCCCGGGCCCAACAGCACCGUCCUGGUGCACAAGAAGAAGGACUGCCCACCCAGGUCCUUCUGGUGGCUCAUACCUCUGCUCCUCUUCCUCCUGCUGCUCCUGGCACUGCUGCUGCUGCUGUGCUGGAAGUACUGCGCCUGCUGCAAGGCUUGCCUGGCACUUCUCCCUUGCUGCAACCGAGGUCACAUGGUGGGCUUCAAGGAGGACCACUACAUGCUGCGGGAGAACCUGAUGGCCUCGGACCACCUGGACACACCCAUGCUUCGCAGUGGGAACCUCAAGGGACGGGACAUGGUCCGAUGGAAAAUCACCAACAACGUGCAGCGGCCCGGCUUUGCCAGCCACGCCUCCAGCACCAACCCCACAGAGCUGGUGCCCUACGGGCUGUCCCUGCGCCUCGCCCGCCUUUGCACUGAGAACCUACUGAAGCCUGACACGCGAGAGUGUAACCAGCUGCGCCAGGAGGUGGAGGAGAAUCUGAAUGAGGUGUACCGACAGAUCACAGACUCACACAAGCUCCAGCAGACCAAGUUCCGGCAGCAGCCCAACGCCGGGAAAAAGCAGGACCACACCAUCGUGGACACGGUGCUGAUGGCGCCCCGCUCCGCUAAGCAGGCCCUGCUGAAGCUGACAGAGAAGCACGUGGAACAGGGGUCCUUCCAUGAGCUCAAGGUGGCCCCAGGCUACUACACCAUCACCGCAGACCAGGAUGCCCGGGGCAUGGUGGAGUUCCAGGAGGGCGUGGAGCUCGUAGACGUGCGGGUACCCCUCUUCAUCCGGCCCGAGGACGACGACGAGAAGCAGCUGCUGGUGGAGGCCAUCGAUGUACCCAUGGGCACCGCCACCCUCGGCCGCCGCCUGGUGAACAUCACCAUCAUCAAGGAGCAAGCCAGCGGCGUAGUGUCUUUUGAGAAGGCCGAGUACGUGGUCAGUGGCGGGGAGCAAGUGGCCCGCAUUCCUGUCAUCCGGCGCAUCCUGGACAAUGGCAAGUCCCAGGUCUCCUACCGCACACAGGACAACACUGCCCAGGGCAACCGGGACUACAUCCCCGCAGAGGGUGAGCUGCUCUUCCAACCUGGGGAGACCUGGAAGGAAUUACAGGUGAAGCUUCUGGAGCAACAGGAGAUGGACUCCCUCCUGCGGGGCUGCCAGACCCGCCGCUUCCACAUUCAGCUCACCAACCCCAAGUUCGGGGCCCGCCUGGGCCAGCCCCACUCAGCCACCGUCACCAUUGGGGACCCAGACCAACUGGACCGGAACUUCACAAGCCAGACACCCUCAGCAUUCCCUCACCGUGGUGACCUGGGCGCCCCGCAGAACCCCAAUGCCAAGGCUGCCGGGUCCCGGAAGAUCCACUUCAACUGGCUGCCCCCUCCUGGCAAGCCGGCAGGGUACAGGGUCAAAUAUUGGAUCCAGGGUGACCCCGAGUCCGAAGCCCACCUGCUUGACAGCAAGGCUCCCGCGGCGGAGCUCACCAACCUGUACCCGUACUGCGACUACGAGAUGAAGGUGUGCGCCUACGGGCCCCAGGGCGAGGGCCCCUACAGCUCCUUGGUGUCCUGCCGUACACACCAGGAAGUACCCAGUGAGCCAGGGCGGCUGGCCUUCAAUGUCGUCUCCUCCACUGUGACCCAGCUGAGCUGGGCUGAGCCCGCGGAGACCAACGGUGAAAUCACAGCCUAUGAGGUCUGCUACGGCUUGGUCAACGAGGACAACCGACCCAUCGGGCCCAUGAAGAAGGUAUUGGUGGACAGUCCCAAGAAGCGGAUGCUGCUCAUUGAGAACCUUCGGGAGUCCCAGCCAUACCGCUACACGGUGAAGGCGCGCAAUGGGGCAGGCUGGGGCCCGGAGCGGGAGGCCAUCAUCAACCUGGCCACCCAGCCCAAGCGACCCAUGUCCAUCCCCAUCAUCCCGGACAUCCCCAUUGUGGACGCCCAGUGCGGGGAAGACUACGAAAGCUUCCUCAUGUACAGCGAUGACGUUCUACGCUCCCCUACUGGCAGCCAGAGGCCUAGCGUCUCCGAUGACACUGGCAGCGGCUGGAAGUUCGAGCCCCUGCUGGGGGAGGAGCUGGACCUGCGGCGCAUCACGUGGCGGCUGCCCCCGGAGCUCAUCCCGCGCCUGUCGGCCAGCAGCAGGCGCUCCUCCGACGGCGAGCCGCCCCGCGGCGCCCCCAACGACCGCGCGGAGGCGGGCAUGGGCGGGGAGGGUGGCGGCCUAGCCCGUGGCGCCACACCCAGGCCCCCUGGAGAGCACCUGGUGAACGGGCGGAUGGAGUUUGCCUUCCCGGGCAGUGCCAACUCCCUGCACAGGAUGACUGUGGCCAACACUGCCUACGGCACCCACCUGAGCCCACACCUGUCCCACCGGGUGCUGAGUACCUCCUCCACCCUCACGCGUGACUACCACUCGCUGACCCGCACAGAGCACUCCCACUCUGCCACACUGCCCAGAGACUACUCUACCCUCUCCUCCGUCUCCUCCCACAACCCCCGCUUGGCUGCCGGUGUGCCCAACACACCCACCCGCCUGGUGUUCUCGGCCCUGGGACCCACAUCUCUGAAAGUGAGCUGGCAGGAGCCACAGUGCGAGCAGGUGCUGCAGGGUUACAGCGUGGAGUACCAGCUGCUGAGCGGCGGAGAGCUAUAUCACCUAAACAUCCCCAACCCCAGCCAGACGUCAGUGGUGGUGGAAGACCUUCUGCCCAACCAUUCCUAUGUGUUCCGUGUGCGGGCCCAGAGCCAGGAAGGUUGGGGCCCAGAGCGCGAGGGUGUCAUCACCAUUGAGUCACAGGUGCACCCCCAGAGUCCACUCUGCCCCCUGCCAGGCUCCACCUUCACUUUGAGCACACCUAGUGCCCCGGGCCCACUGGUGUUUACUGCCCUGAGCCCAGACUCGCUGCAGUUGAGCUGGGAGCGGCCACGCAGGCCCGAUGGGAAUAUCCUUGGCUACCUGGUGACCUGCGAGAUGGCCCAUGGAGGAGGUCCAGCCACCACGUUCCUGGUGGAUGGUGACAGCCCUGAGAGCCGGCUGACCGUGCCAGGCCUCAGCGAGAACGUGCCCUACAAGUUCAAGGUGCAGGCCAAGACCACCGAAGGUUACGGGCCAGAGCGUGAGGGCAUCAUCACCAUUGAGUCCCAGGAUGGAGGCCCUUUCCCACAACUGGGCAGCCAUGCUGGGCUCUUCCAACACUCACUGCCAGGCGAGUACAGUGGCAUCACCACCACGCACACCAGUACCACCGAGCCCUUCCUACUGGAUGGACUGAGCAUAGGGACCCAACGCCUGGAAGCAGGUGGCUCCCUUACCCGCCACGUGACCCAGGAGUUUGUGAGCCAGACGCUGACCACCAGUGGAACGCUCAGCACCCAGGUGGACCAACAGUUCUUCCAGACCUGAGCCCCCAACCCUUACCCACCCGUGUACGGGAACCUGGGCCCCCACCCGUGUGCGGGAACCUGGGCCCCCACCC
Molecule: messenger RNA, 5581 nt
Organism: Enhydra lutris kenyoni (northern sea otter)
Lineage: Eukaryota; Metazoa; Chordata; Mammalia; Carnivora; Mustelidae
Product: integrin subunit beta 4
Exons: 40
Coding region: 31-5508 (1825 amino acids)
Biological process (GO): cell migration; integrin-mediated signaling pathway; cell communication
Cellular component (GO): focal adhesion; integrin complex; cell surface
Molecular function (GO): integrin binding
Source: RefSeq, a predicted model, not a curated record